Messenger RNA from Centropristis striata (black sea bass), 2642 nucleotides. RefSeq names its product zinc finger and BTB domain-containing protein 5-like. Bases 481 to 2517 code for a protein of 678 amino acids. Gene Ontology annotation, biological process: regulation of transcription by RNA polymerase II. Lineage: Eukaryota; Metazoa; Chordata; Actinopteri; Perciformes; Serranidae. Gene Ontology annotation, cellular component: nucleus. The record is from RefSeq and is a predicted model, not a curated record. Gene Ontology annotation, molecular function: RNA polymerase II cis-regulatory region sequence-specific DNA binding; DNA-binding transcription factor activity, RNA polymerase II-specific; protein binding. The transcript has a single exon.
UAAUCUAAGGCUUGAAACAACAAACGAUGGAGGCGUCGACAGGAGAGGCGAAACCGGGCUGACUGACAGUAAGCGCUUUGAAUCAGAAGCAUUAAUAAUAACCACGAAAAAAAAUCUAUUUCGGUUAUUAUAUAUGGGUUAGCAGAAGAAGAAGGGCUUUGUAGAUCUUAUCCGGCUGCUCUCGGACACAAAGCUUGAGACCGCGCCGCAUCCUCCCUGUUGAUCCAGGCCCGCCCAUACUCCAGCCAGCCCGGGCAUCUGUGGGAGACCAACAGACAACACGCUACAGAUCACACCGGAGGACGGCUUCUGUGUCAGAGUCCAGUCAGCCUGAUGCGGAUUCAAGCAGAUUUGAUUUGAUAACAAGACGCGUUUAACAGCGCUGUUCCUCACAAUGACCUUCGUUGUGUUAUUGUGUAGCCAGAAGCGCCACGGGUGCUGAAAAAAAAUCCCUGUCAUAAGAAAAUCCUACUGCCUAUUAUGGAUUUUCCAGGUCAUUUCCAGCAUAUUUUCAAGCAGCUCAACCACCAGCGGCUCCAUGCUCAGCUGUGUGACUGUGUGGUGGUGGUUGGAGGCCAGAGCUUCCAGGCUCACCGCUCCAUCCUGGCAGCAUGCAGCUCCCACUUCAGGGCUCUCCUGAGCUCCAGCGAUGAGGUAGGGGGACCAGGAGCUGACACAGGUGGAGGUGUUGGUCCCAGUGUGAUGGAGCUAGAUCCAGAGGUGGUGACCCCAGAGGCUUUCUCCACCUUGCUAGACAUGAUUUACACCUCCACCCUCUCUCUAGGGGCCUCCAAUGUCAUGGAUGUGCUGCUGGCGGCGUCGCACUUGCACCUCAACACUGUGGUCAAGGCCUGCAAGCUCCACCUGUCCAGGAAGAACUUUCCUGCAUCUCCUCCGAAAGGUUGGAGGUCAGUGCAGCAGCAGCAGUGUGCAUCAUCUCAGGCGGAGAGGUCGGCCUUGCUUCCACAGGUCACGUCUGUCCUGGAGGAUGAGGAGGAAGUGGGAGAGGAGGUGAGUCAGUCUGGUGGUGCUGAAGACCAGGGCGUGAGGAGGAGGGAAGUCAGUGGCGAGCAGAGUGCUCUACCCUUCUUGAGGCACAAGAGAAAGUCACAAGACGAUGGCCUCGGUGGCAGAAAGAGGUCCUGCAGGCUGCCUGAGGGAAACUACAAGGAGUGUUCACCUACUGUAACCAGAAGCACCGUCAGUGCAGAGGAAGGUGGAGACGUGCUGCUGUCCCCGGACUGCCUGAAGACUGCAGACGGACUUUGGGAAAGCCGAGGCGAAGAGGAGGAGGAGGAGAAAUAUGAAGCAACCAAGGGAGAGUCAGAGGAGAUCCAGCUGCCGAGCCAAUCCGACAGCAGCACAGGAGGUGUAGGAUCGUGGGAGAUGGGCGGAGAUACAGAUGGAGACACUGUGGUCAAGGUAAAGGUGGGAGAAGAAGGAGAAGAUGAGGGGGAGGUGCCAAAGAUGGCUGUGGAGAUGAUUGAGGUGAAAAAGGAAAAUCUGAGCUCAUACUCCCCAGAUUUGCCAAACGAUUGCCUUUUAUCUCCACCAGGAGACUGCACGGACACUUUUGAUGCACAACUGAACGAGGAGAAAAUGGCCACAGCCUGCACAACAGAGGCUGAUGUUAGCUCUUUGCAAUCGACGCUGUGCUCAGAUCUUCAUACUGAUGUACAGAGAGAGGCUGAAGAUUUGGGCGAGGAGUCAGUAGACGGUGAAGGCCUCGAAAGCUUCUCAGAACUCGCCUUUUCCUGCUUCCUCAAUCCCAGUAGUGAAAGCGUGAUGGGAGCUUUGGAAGAAGAAGACAACCUAGCCAGCCUCACUGCUGCUGCGACUGCUGCAGCCGCCGCCAGCGAUGCUCCUGCAGCUGCUGGUGAACUGUGCCAAAACAAUGAAGAAGCCUCUUCUGCUCAGUCCUCUGAUUCCUCACUAAUAUUUCCAGUAACGUCUGUCCCCUUGCAGCAGCUUCUCCCGACUCAAGGCCCUGGUUUCAGCGACACACUCAUCCUCCAACCCAGCCAGAACUCUUUAACAGGGUUCCUGAGUGGCAUCAGACCAGGCCUCAGUCUGGAAACCUCCCUGCUCCAGCCCUCCAGGGCCGGGAAAAGCUCAGGUGCAACUACCUUUCGCCGCAUCGCCCCCAAAGCGCCGCCUGGAUCUGAAGCCGGCACAGAUCACUCUUCCGCAGGGGAUGCUGCUGAGCGGCCGUCUCUGACCAGAGCUUCAGAGGAUGUUCUGUCCAAGUGCAAGAAAGCAGCUGCUGAAGACCAUGUGCUGCUCGUGGAAGGGGAGAAGAAAUACGCCUGCAAAAUCUGCUGUAAGACCUUUAUGAACCUGACUGACUGUAAGAAACAUAUUCGUGUGCACACGGGAGAGAAGCCCUAUCCAUGUCCAAAGUGUGGCAAACGCUUCAGUCAGUCCUCCCAUCUGUAUAAGCACUCGAAAAAUACCUGCCUGAACUGGAAAGAUGAUCAAUCAUUCCCAGAUACCCUGCUGGGACCUGCACUUACCUGAUAAACAUUUGUUGAUUACCACAACUCAACACAAUUCUUUGGAAAAAAAAACCCCAUCUGUAAACUCAAUUAUUUAUUACCCCACUCUCAUCUAUUUUUGUGAAUCAAAUCAUGAAUCAAAGCCAG